AUGGAACCGCCGAAGUCGACAGAAGCGGAACCAACGAACCCGGAGGCGGAACCGUCGAACUCGACAGAAGGAUCUGUUCCUUUCGUUCCGGAACCGAUGAAGUCAACAGAACGUGACGGAACCGCGCCGAAGUCGACAGAAGCGGCGGAACCAACGAACCCGGCGGCGGAACCGUCGACUCGACAGAAGGCGUUCCUUUCGUUCGGAACCGACGAAGUCGACAGAACCGGCGACGGAACCGUCGAACUCGACAGAAGAGGCGGUUCGACAAAAGAACAUGAAUCUGCCGAUAGAAGACGGAUGGUGACAGGAGAGGCGGAAACCGGAGAAGCAAUGCCCAAAGAAAAAGAAGCCCAAACUGAGGAGAAGAUGAGCUCAGAAGGAGUUGAAUCGGAAAAAGAAGAUGAAUCGGAAAAGAAGAAGAGCACGAAGAAGAGAAAGAUGAAGAGGACGAGGAAUUGUCUGGUGACGAAGAGAACAAGGUAUUAUCUUGUUUAUUAUGAUUAA
Molecule: messenger RNA, 507 nt
Organism: Microthlaspi erraticum
Lineage: Eukaryota; Viridiplantae; Streptophyta; Magnoliopsida; Brassicales; Brassicaceae
Source: the annotation of a GenBank genome assembly